Molecule: messenger RNA, 3575 nt
Organism: Syngnathoides biaculeatus (alligator pipefish)
Lineage: Eukaryota; Metazoa; Chordata; Actinopteri; Syngnathiformes; Syngnathidae
Gene: sh2b1
Product: SH2B adaptor protein 1
Exons: 10
Coding region: 525-2957 (810 amino acids)
Biological process (GO): intracellular signal transduction
Cellular component (GO): plasma membrane
Molecular function (GO): transmembrane receptor protein tyrosine kinase adaptor activity
Source: RefSeq, a predicted model, not a curated record
UUGUAGUUCGGAGUAGAAGUGUUACCAACACGUGAACACAAAACGGACGUUUGUCUGACCAGUGCUGCCUGUCAUCGGCCAGCGUGUGAGGUUGCACUCUCGCUGGCUCUCGCGAGAGUCUCCGCUGCUAGCGUCUCUGCUCUGGUCCCAAUCUUGUUAUCCAGCAACAAGACGAAGACGAAGAAGAAAAAAAAAAAAAAAAGAAGAAGAAGGAGACGACGACGACGACGACGAAUCCUAACGGGACCCCAACGGGCCGCUAUGCGUCCCGUACCUCCGCGGCGCUUCCCUCGAUAGGGGUCGGCUCGACCCAGCUGACGGACGCCUAUGCCGGGAUGCAAUUUGCAGGAUGUGGUCUCACAGGCGUCGCCGAGCCGUCGCGGCCCGAGCGUGGCGAGGAAACGCGGAUCAUGUAGCCGGACGGCGUAGGCUCCCAUGAUGCAUCGCGGCCCAUGAGCGUCGGGCUCGCCACUGGCCUGUAAGCGAUCGGACGCGCUCGCGCGCUGGUCCGAUUCGGCGGGAGGAUGAACGGCUCGCUUUUGACUCCGCCCAGCCCACGGGCCGCUGACUCCUCUCCCUUGCCCCCGUCGCCUUCCCCGUCGCCCUCCCCGCCGUCGCCCUCUCUGCUGCCUCUGUCGCCGCGACCGCCCCCCCUCCCGCCCCUGGUGAGUCCACCGCCCCCGGCCCACCCCUCCUCCUCGCUUUCGGACACGCCCACGCCCUCACCCUCGCCCUGCCUCAGCUGGACUGAAUUCUGUGAGCUUCACGCCCGCGUGGCGGCCGGUGACUUUGCGCGGCAUUUCCGGGCGUUCCUCUUGGAGAACCCGCACUACUCGCCCGACUCGGCCGCCGCCUUUUGCCGCCGCUUCACCGACCGCUUCGUCCGCCACUUUCAGAGCGAACUGGAGGGGGCGUCGCAGCUCGGCGGGGAGGAGCCGGUGAGCUGGGCUCCCCGGUCGGAUGCCAACUCCCUGGAAGAAGAGGCCGCCUCCCCCUCGUUGGCGUCCGAGGGGGGGGGGCCGCCCUGCCCCUGCCCCGCCGCGAAUCCGUCGCGGCCCGCCUGCAAGCCGGCGCCCGCUCGGCUCCUGCUGGACAGCCGCAGCGGCGACAGAUUCCAGGAUCCCUACGCCCACGGCCAGGUCCUGCCUCCGUCUUCGUCGUCGUCCUGCUGCUCCUCCGUGGGCGGCAACAACGGCAGGCGGGCCGCCGCGGGCGGGAACGGUGACGCUCCCGCCGAGGAAGAGGAGGACGGCUGGCCGGGGGCGGAGGCGGAGCUGGACGAGCGGGAAGCGGAGAGCGGCGAGGCCGACUUCCCCGACUCCUCCCGCGCGCCCCCCUCCGGCUCUAAAAACAAAGUGAAGAAGCGCUUCUCGCUACGCAGCGUGGGGCGGAGCGUCCGCGGGAGCGUGCGCGGCAUCCUGCACUGGCGGAGCUCGUCCAGCGAGUCGGUGCCGAGCCCGCUGCCCGCCAGCUACAGCUACACCGCGGGCGUGCAGGACGCCGGCCCGGCCCGGAACGCCGCCACCCAGCCGCCCACGCCCACCUCCUCCAUGCCCGUGUCUCUGUCCAUGCCCCUGUCCCUGCCCCAUUCGUCCUCGUCCUCUCUGCCCCCCUCGUCGUCCAGCAGCGCCACCUCCCUGUCGCACUCAGACGCCGCCCGGGACCGCCGGCGGAGCAACGGCGAAGGCGGCGACAAGGACAAGUGGAGCCACCGUCUGGAGAAAUUGCGACUGACGCGCUCCCCGCCCCCCGUCCUCACCUCCGUGCCUCCGCCCGGGAAAGCGGGACGGCUGGUUCGGGAAGGCGGGGUGAGCGUCAGUUCGUCCAACGAUGAGCUGAGCGGCGGUCACGGCUUCCCGGGGUUCUCGUUCGCUCUCCCGCUUCACGGCCCCGACGACAACAACGUGCCCUGGAGGGGCGGACGCUGGCACAAGUGUCGUCUGGUCUUCCGGGAGCGGGAGCGGGAACGGGAAGGUGACGGGGGGGAAGAGUACUACUUGGAAUUCUUCAUCCCGCCCAAGGCAUCCAAACCGCGGCGGACGGUCGCGUGCGGCGCCAUCGUCGACGUGAGGAGCACGACCGCGCUGGAGGUCCCCGACAAGGAGAACAGCUUCCUGCUGCAGCUUGAGGGCGGCGUCCAGUACGUGAUCGAGACGCGGGACGCCGUCCAGAUGAGGGCGUGGCUCAGCGACAUCCGCAGCAGGCUCUGUUUCAGCGGGCGGGAAGAUCUCGACGGCGGCGCCCACCCGGACGUCGUCGAGCGUCUGUCUCAAGCGUGUUACGGCGGCGUCGCGGGCUCCCCCCCUCUCACGGAGCCUCUCCCCCCGGAAUUGCCGCCCCGAGCCCCUCUGGACGAAUCUGAUGCGCGCAUUUUCGGCGGGGGCGGGGCCGGGGCCGGCCUCGGUACGCCGGACGCGACAGGCUCCUUCCUGUUCUCCGAGGCGACGGCGGGCGAGGCUCUGGAGCACCCGCUCAGCGAGUGCCAGUGGUUCCACGGCACCCUGUCGCGCCUCAAAGCCGCCCAGCUGGUCCUGGCGGGCGGGCCGGCGAGCCACGGCGUCUUUCUGGUACGGCAGAGCGAAACGCGGCGCGGCGAGUACGUUCUCACCUUCAACUUCCAGGGGAAGGCCAAGCACCUGCGUCUGUCUCUGAACGAGGACGGCCAGUGCCGCGUGCAGCACCUUUGGUUCCAGUCCAUCUUCGACAUGUUGGAGCACUUCCGCGUGCAUCCCAUCCCGCUGGAGUCGGGCGGCGCCUCGGACGUCACGCUCGUCAGCUUCGUGGGCGCCGCCGCCGUCCGCCAACCGGGCCGCGACAGAGCGGGCAGCCGGCCCACCGUCUGUGAUGUCAUCACCACACGCCAUCCCGACUCCCCAUCAACACCCAUCUCUGACUGUGUAUGGAAAGCUAAAAUGGAACAAACAAUCAAACAAUUUCCCCCCCCCAAGCAGACUUGACCAGCAGACCCCGUAGCCCCCCGCAGCCGCCCCCCCUGCCGCCGGGACGCCCGCCGCCCCCGACUCCGCCGCAGGAGCGAGGACGAGAGUCCGACCCGGAGGCGACGACCGUGGCGGGAAGCGGCGACGCGGUGGAGGAGCGGGACGACGGGGACAAUCUGCCGCGCCAGCUGGAGGCGGCGGACGGAGACGAGACGGAACCCGCGUGGGCCCCCCGAGCCGUGGACAACCAAUACUCGUUCUUCUGAGGACGAGCUGGACUUUUUUGUCGUGAGGGGAGCGGCGCAACUACGACAAGUCGGAACACUAAAUGCAGGCGGGCAACGCGGCACGAGACGGACGGACGGGCGUCGACGGCGGCUUUCCAGGCUGACUGAGCGCCGCGUACCUCGCACGACCGGACCGCCGCCCGACCUCCACGACCACCUCACCCGAGGGCGCACGUGGUGUGUGUGUGUGUGUGUGUGUGUGUGUGUGUGUGUGCGCGCGCGCGAGCGGCCGCUCGCUUGACUUUUCUGGUAAAGGCCAGCCAACGCAGGCCUCUAAAAUUGUCUGUAAAAUAUCAAAUCAUAAUUCAUGAACUCUUCUCACCAAUAAAUAGCAUUUGUGUUAUUGAAA